AUGGAUCGUUCAAACCUGAUCGUCAACUAUCUCCCCACAAGGAUGGAUGAAGAGGCAUUGUUCUCAAUGUUCGAGGCUUUUGGCCCAAUACAGAGCGUCAAAAUAGUUCGUGAUAGACAUACUGGUAACUCGAUGGGCUUCGGAUUUGUCAACUACCGAGACAAUGAGAGCGCCCGUCGUGCAAUUGAAGCGGUGAAUGGCCGAGAAAUCGAAUGCGAUGCUAGUGAGGGCGAUAACGGAAUCAAGCACAUCAAGGUAUGUGUCCGUUGGGAGACCUGCAUGGAAGGCCAAUAUCCAUUCUAA
Molecule: messenger RNA, 303 nt
Organism: Perkinsus marinus ATCC 50983
Lineage: Eukaryota; Perkinsozoa; Perkinsida; Perkinsidae
Exons: 3
Coding region: 1-303 (100 amino acids)
Molecular function (GO): RNA binding
Source: RefSeq, a predicted model, not a curated record